AUGCUAUUUUCCAACUCUAUUCAGCCCGGUCUCGUCUCACUAUAUUCCUCUACGGGCUCCGAUCCUCUCUAUCUCUGGUCUUCUCACGUAGACGCAGCUCUUGCCUCUGACUCUUUCAUCACUCACCUGAACGAUGCCGAGUCUCUUCCACCGCCAUCACCACCGAAGCAACUGUUAUCCCCGCCCUCCCUCGAUCAAUCGACCGCCUCUGACCCGCAGACGGAGGAAAGACCCGGUCACGAAUUAGACCAAACGGUCUUACACAUACAGUCUCCUACACUGCGGACGACGUAUAUCAGAUGUCCACCGGAAGGUUGGACAACUCAUCAAGCUAGUACUGGGAGGGGUAUCGAUCGCAAGCUUGGGAGGAAGGGGGAUCUCGGGUUGAAGCACCCUUGGAUGUAUGUGCAGGUUCGGAAUCUUGCUAGGGAAUGGUCGUUCGAAGUUGGAUUGGUCGACCAGGGCGGUAGAGAGGGUAUUGUAAGAUGUUCAACCUUCCAGCACGAAGCAAAGUUAACGCUCAGGCCCACUCACCCGCCCCUCCUACACCUCCCUCUUUCCUUCCCCGCUGCCACCCAAACUACGCUGACCGCUUGGUCCACAAUUUCACUCAAUCUUCCUUCUCUGCUUCCACACUUUUCUUCCGCCAGCCUGAUCGGCCGUCACGACGACUCUUCGGAUGAAGACGACGACGAGGAUGAUGGCGGAAUUGCGACUGCGCCUACGGGGAGUAUGCCGCUCCCUAGUUCAAAUUUCUCCCAUGUGGCGUACGUGAAGAUUUAUGCGACGUGUAGGCUGAGGAGGGUGUGGUUCAGUGAGGGCGGGCCGGGACAGAAGUUACCAUGGGAAUUUGAGCUAUAUGGCACUUCUUGA
Messenger RNA from Stereum hirsutum FP-91666 SS1, 873 nucleotides. RefSeq lists its product as uncharacterized. The coding region runs from base 1 to 873 and encodes 290 amino acids. Gene Ontology annotation, cellular component: motile cilium; ciliary basal body. Gene Ontology annotation, biological process: regulation of cilium beat frequency involved in ciliary motility; positive regulation of cell motility; cilium assembly. NCBI's taxonomy places the organism in Eukaryota, Fungi, Basidiomycota, Agaricomycetes, Russulales, Stereaceae. The record is from RefSeq and is a predicted model, not a curated record. The transcript is spliced from 2 exons.